UUGGAGAUUCUUUUUUGUUUUUGCUUCUCUGUUUGUUGUCGAUUAGUCGCGCUUUAAAAAUAAUAGAAUAAAUAACAUUUUCUAAAUACUUCGAUAAAACGAAAAUGUUGAGGUUGCCUGAAACGAACGAGAAUUAUUUCAGUUUUCAUUCUGCGUUAUUAUUUUGACUUUUUUUUUGUUGAGACUGAAGGUAUGGUUUGAAAGAUGUUGAAUAACUCUCAAAACCUUUCUUUUCAAUCAAAUUCACCGUUUAGUAACUUUGAAAAUAAUGCAACCGUAAUGGUAUACGUUGUUUUGAUUGCUUUGGGCCUGGCAAUUAACAUAACUGUUAUCAUUAUCUUCUAUUUUAAAAAUGACAAAAAAACAAAGUUUUGCAGAUUCCUUCUACAUCUGUCAUUUAUCAACAUCGGUCAGUACAUUGGAAUUAUACCAUACUUGGUUAUUAAUACGCGUAGUAUUGUUUCAUCUCAUAAAUAUAUAGAAAGUUUUAUAUGCAGUAUAAGCGAUGGACACAGUACUAUGAUGAUUUUUUCAAUGGCAUCAUGUGUUUUACUAUUUUUCAUGUCUAUUUUAAGAUGCGAGCAAACGAUCAAACCGUUUCGUAAGCAUGUAAAUAACAAAAACCUUUAUAAGUUUUUUACAGUGUCGUGGUUUUUUGCUUGUGUAUCUUUUAUUCCUUAUAUGCUAUCAUAUAAACUUGAUCGUGUAUCUGGUAUUUGUUUCCGCAGCUGGAUUAUAAACAAUUCCUUUGGAAUUAUUUAUAUGAGCAUUAUGUAUGUCUGUGGACUUGUAUUACCAAUUUUAGCAAUGGUUUUAGCGUGUGUUACAAGUUACAUCAAACUAAGUUCGAAACAUUUGAAGAAAAGUUUGGUACAAAAAAAACGCAAAAGUGUUCUUAUGAAGCUAAUAAGUUUAAUUAUCAUAUUUAUAUUGACAUGGUUUCCUUACUCUGUUUACUGGUUGAUGACGUACACCACCUUUGUAGGAAGUAGUAUUGAUAAGCAACUACAAAGAUUAAAGUUACUUAGAUACAUAUUAAUACCUAGUUUAGUCGGAGGAAUUAUUGGACCAUUUUUUAAUAUAUAUCAUUGGGAACCUUUUAGAAAAUCAGUUCAAAACUUAUACAAUAACUGCAGUCAUGUAAAUGAAGAGUUACAGCCAGCCAUCGUUAAUCUUUCUACUAGAACUUCAUCUCAGGCUGAAAGUGAAACCAAGUAAUACUUUAAGUGUUACUAAAUAUAAUUUUUGCAAGAAAUUGGAGUUUUUAAAAAAUUUGGAUAAUAAGUCUUAACAAUAUUUCAUUGACAAAACCUACUAAAACCUACUAAAUUCUUUAAAUUAAGUAAUUAUUUUUUUUUGGCUAAAUCUUAUUUAAAUAAUGAUAUAUAACAUUAGCUCAGCAUAUAACUCUGUUGUAAUAAGUUCACUAGCAUACGUUUGUUUGGCAUGUCAUUUAAAACAAGUUAUCAAUGUAUUACAAAUUUAUAAAUUAUUUUUCAGUGUAAUUAAUAGUAAUAAGAGUUAUAAUCAAUAGUGUGACGUGAUUGCAACAAGUGUUAAGACUUAGAACACACUGUAUCAAGUGUUAAAUAAAAAUGUUUGAAAACCUAAUACACAAAAAAACUCCUUUAAUUUAAAGUAUUAAAGAAUUUAAAUGAGAAGUGAGUUUAAGUGACAAACAACACCAGAAUACUAAACUAUAUACAAUUUACAAAUAUAUUAUUUCCAUUAAACAUAAAAAUGUUUUAAUUUUAUUGUUAUUAUGUUAAUUAUUUUAAAAACUUCUUAAAUGAAGGAGAAGUUCAUGUACCUAGCACAGU
Hydra vulgaris (swiftwater hydra) is the source of this 1820-nucleotide messenger RNA. NCBI's taxonomy places the organism in Eukaryota, Metazoa, Cnidaria, Hydrozoa, Anthoathecata, Hydridae. The record is from RefSeq and is a predicted model, not a curated record.